Molecule: messenger RNA, 2040 nt
Organism: Dermatophagoides farinae (American house dust mite)
Lineage: Eukaryota; Metazoa; Arthropoda; Arachnida; Sarcoptiformes; Pyroglyphidae
Gene: P5CDh1
Product: delta-1-Pyrroline-5-carboxylate dehydrogenase 1
Cellular component (GO): mitochondrial matrix
Molecular function (GO): L-glutamate gamma-semialdehyde dehydrogenase (NAD+) activity
Source: RefSeq, a predicted model, not a curated record
AACAUCAUGAUAAUUGAUGAUGUUAUGAUCAUUUUUUUGUUGUUGACGUUGUGUGGUUGUUAUUGAUAAAUGACUUAUUCGUCUUGUCGAUCCAUUCAAUGACAUUGUAGUCUUUUUAUCCAGAAAAAUAAUAAAAUACAUAUAUAGAUUUCAUUCAUUUUGAUCCAGAAUUUAUAAACAAAAAUACCAAAGUUCAUAAUUCAAAAAAGUACAGAAAAUUUACAUUUGAUAAAAAUAAAAUGUACUGUCAACGUUAUCUAUCAACGAUCGUUUCAACACAACGAACCAUUUGUUCAUCGUCAUCGUUAUCAUCAUCAUUAAUCGGACAAAAUUUUCGUUUUAAUGUUAUUGAAACUGCCAAACUAGUUUCAAAUGUUCGAGGUUUAUCUAGUCAAUCUCCGGUAUUCAUACCACCGACAAUAAAAUCAUGUCAUGUGGAAAAUGAACCAAUGUUCGCUUAUCAACCAGGAUCGAAAGAACGUUCCGAACUUGAACAACGUAUUAAACAUUAUCUUGGAACAGUGACAGAAAUACCACUGGUUAUUGGUGGCGAGGAAAUCACCACAAGCAAUGUUGAAACACAAUUGGUACCGUUUGAUCAUGGUCAUAUUCUAGCUAAAUAUCAUGUGGCCACAGCAGAAUUGGCCAAACAAGCCAUUGAGAAAAGUUUGGCCAAAAAUCUUGAAUGGUCACAGACUGAUGUUAAUCAUCGAAUCGAAUGUUUGUUGAAAGCGGCUGAAUUAGCCAGUGGUAAAUAUCGUCAAGAUCUGAAUGCAGCCACCGUUUUGGGUCAAGGAAAAACGUUUGCACAGGCAGAAAUUGAUUCGGCUGCGGAAUUGGCAGAUUUUUUUCGUUUCAAUGCCCAUUAUCUCGAACAGAUUUACCGUUAUCAACCAUUAAGUCCUUCACCAUCGGAGAUUCGAAAUGCUUUUCGUAUUCGUGGUCUUGAAGGUUUUGUUGCAGCAAUAUCACCAUUCAAUUUCACGGCCAUUGCCGCCAAUCUUUCAUCGGCGCCAGCAUUGGCUGGCAAUGCUGUCGUUUGGAAACCAAGUCCAAAUGCUUUACUUUCGAAUUGGAUAGUAUAUAAAAUUCUUCGUGAAGCCAAUUUCGCACCCGGUGUCAUUAGCUUUUUGCCAUCAACACCAGAGACAUUCAGUCAGAAUGUGAUUGCUUCACCGGAUUUAGCUGCCGUAAAUUUUACUGGUAGUGUGGCUACGUUUCGAGCCAUUUGGAAAACGGUUGCAGCCAACUUGGACAGCAAUAAAACGUUUCCUCGAUUAGUCGGGGAAUGUGGUGGCAAAGAUUUUCAUUUCAUUCAUCCAUCAGCUGAUUUGGAUACCGUUAUUGCACAGACAAUAAGGGCUGCAUUUGAAUACAGUGGUCAAAAAUGUUCGGCUUGUUCACGUUUGUAUGUACCAAAAUCGAUUUGGCCAAAGAUCAAAGAUCGUUUAGUGGAAAUAACUGCUUCGCUAAAAGUUGGAUCACCACUUGAAUCGGACACAUAUCUAUCGGCAGUAAUUAACGAAGCAUCAUGGGAUCGUAAUACAUCAUUUUUAAAUCAUGCCAAACAAAAUUCAACCAAUCACAAGAUAUUGGUCGGUGGACAAUCGGAUAAAGGAAAAGGAUUUUUUGUGCAACCAACCAUUAUUGAAACUACGGAUCCUCGAAGUAAAUUAAUGACUACAGAAAUAUUUGGUCCAAUUUUAACUGUUUACGUCUUUGAUGAUGAUAAAAUUGAUGAAACUUUGGAUCUGGUGGAUAAAUCAACACCAUAUGGUCUUACUGGAGCAAUUUUCGGUCAAGAUCGUGAAUUCCUUCUUAAAGCUACGGAAAAAUUGAAAUUUGCAGCAGGAAAUUUCUACAUUAAUGAUAAAUGUACUGGAGCUGUGGUUGCACAGCAACCAUUCGGUGGUGCACGACUUUCCGGUACCAAUGAUAAAGCCGGUGCACCUCAAUAUCUAUUUCGUUGGAUUUCUCCACAGAAUAUCAAAGAAACAUUUGUCCCAUUACCAAAUUGGAAAUAAUUCUUUCUAUAGGAAA